AUGGAGAACCAGACAAGGGUGACUGAGUUCAUUUUCUCAAGUUUCACCAGUGACCCACAGCUGGAGAUCUUCUUCUUUUUCCUGCUCUUAAUUGUCUAUCUCUUGACUGUUAUGGGGAACAUCAUCAUCAUCACCAUCACCCUGCUGGACCAUUGUCUCCACACGCCUAUGUACUUCUUUCUCCGGAAUUAUUCCUUCUUGGAAAUAUUUUUCACCCUUGCCUUCAUCCCCAAGAUGCUUGUUAACCUUCUGGUGAGCAAGAAAGCCAUUUCUUUCUCUAGCUGUUUCAUUCAGUUGUUUUUCUAUUUUUUCACGGGCACCACUGAGUUUUUCCUUCUUGCUGUGAUGUCUUUGGAUCGGUAUGUGGCUGUUUGUAUCCCUUUGCGAUAUGAGACCAUUAUGAACAUUAGUGUCUGUUUUCAAUUGGUUCUGGGUUCCUGGCUACUUAGUUUCUUGUUAAUGUUUCCUGCCACUAUUAUGUCUUCCCAGUUAGUCUUCUGUGGGCCCAAUAUCAUAAACCAUUUCCUCUGUGACAUCAACCCACUCUUCCAGCUCUCCUGCUCUGAUACACAGAUUUUACAACUAUAUAUCCUGGGAUCAGCCUUAAUGAUCUUGCUGGGAACGUUAACAGUCAGCAUCACCUGUUACACAUACAUCAUCUGGACUGUUAUGCGCAUCCCCUCGACCACAGGGAGGAAAAAAGCCUUCUCCACCUGUUCUGCUCACCUUAUGGUUGUUACCAUCUUGUACGGCAGCUGCUUUUUCACCUAUGUGAGGCCAGCCCAGAGUGUUUGGACAAGUUUUGACAAGGCAGUGGCCGUUCUCAACACUGUGGUGAUACCGCUCUUCAACCCCUUCAUCUACAGUCUCCGAAACAAGCAAGUCAAGGAGGCUUUAAGGGACUUUCAUGCCAGGCUCUCUUCUAAGAUCUCUAGAAUUUGA
Alligator mississippiensis (American alligator) is the source of this 942-nucleotide messenger RNA. Its product is annotated as olfactory receptor 6C74-like. Gene Ontology annotation, biological process: G protein-coupled receptor signaling pathway. The transcript has a single exon. The coding region runs from base 1 to 942 and encodes 313 amino acids. The record is from RefSeq and is a predicted model, not a curated record. Gene Ontology annotation, molecular function: olfactory receptor activity; G protein-coupled receptor activity. Gene Ontology annotation, cellular component: membrane. NCBI's taxonomy places the organism in Eukaryota, Metazoa, Chordata, Crocodylia, Alligatoridae.